CGGCCGGGCCGGCUUCCGGUGGAGGGUGGUUUCCGGAGCGGAUCGGAACCUGGAGUCCGGAUUCGAUCCGGGUCGGAACAUUCCAAAAGCAGGGAACAGAGGACUGGCAUUACGGAUUCUUGUCAUUUUCAGAAUGUCUUCUUGUCUUGGCUCAGAAGAACGGUAUUUGCAGGUGGAGGGCGGAAUGAUGUGACGUGACUGUGCACCACACCAAAGCUGGCAGACCUCAUUUCAGGCUUGUGAAGCAAAGGCAUUGAGAAAUGAGUCUUCUACUUCAUGCUCAACUUGACACUUUAUGGCUGAGAGUUGUGUGGGAUCUGAGCUCAUUGUGUGAGGUUUCAAAAAUGGCAGAAGAUGGCAGCGAUGAGACCAUGUUUAUUUGGUGCGAGGAUUGUGGUCAGUACCAUGAUUCGGAGUGUCCUGAGCUGGGCCCCGUGGUGACAGUCAAAGACUCCUUUGUGUUGAGCAGGGCAAGGUCAUCCCUUCCUUCCAAUCUGGAGAUCAGACAACUAGAAGAUGGGACUGAAGGAGUAUUUGCAGUGACGCAGCUUGUCAAACGUACCCAGUUUGGCCCAUUUGAAUCCAAGAGAGUUGCCAAAUUGGAAAAGGAGUCAGCAUUUCCACUGAAGGUUUUCCAGAAGGAUGGGCCCCUGGUUUAUUUUGAUACCUCUAAUGAAGAUGACUGUAAUUGGAUGAUGAUGGUGAGAGCAGCCACUGAAUAUGAACACCAGAACCUGACUGCCUUCCAGCAUGACAAUGAUAUUUACUUCACCACCUCCCGGGACAUCCCACCAGGAACUGAGCUGCGAGUGUGGUAUGCAGCUUUUUACGCCAAAAAAAUGGAAAAGCCAGUGCUGAAGCAGGUCACUAGUAUUGCCAAUGUGAGCGCUCCAGAGAGUACUGGGACCCUUGAAGCGGAGUCCAGCCAGUGGACAUGUAAAGUGUGUUCAUCUGUUUUCCCGGAACCUCAGCUACUGACAGAACAUCUGUUGAGUCACCUGGAACAAGCCAAAGGAGUCCCUCAGACAAGCCAAAAUGAUGCAACUCCAGAGAAGCCUGCAGAGGCUCCCAUUGCUGAUCAGCCUGUGACUGGCGAAGGUGCUGGUGCCAACGUAGACUCCAGGAGGACUCCACGAAGGGGAAGAAAGCCCAAAGCAGCAAAAGCAGAAACACCUCUUGUCAUCACUGAAGAUAAAGACCCAGCAGUGGAUCGAGUAGCUGAAAUUAUAACAGAGAUCCCACCUGAUGAGGCAGCCCUUCCCUCUGCAGCAGAAGAGAGGAUUAUGGAACUGGUUUUAGGAAAGCUGCCAAGCACCACAAACAACAUCAGUUCAGUAACAAAUAGGUUUGCUCAUCACCAAAACACCAUGUCCCUCAAAAGAAGUUUAAUUCUCUCCAGUAGACAUGGAAUACGUAGAAAGCUCAUAAAGCAACUUGGGGAACACAAACGGGUAUAUCAGUGCAACAUCUGCAGUAAGAUCUUCCAGAACAGCAGCAACCUCAGCAGGCACAUCCGGUCUCAUGGUGACAAACUGUUUAAAUGUGAGGAAUGUGCAAAGCUGUUCAGCCGUAAAGAGAGCUUGAAGCAGCAUGUUUCAUAUAAACACAGCAGGAAUGAGGUUGACAGCGACUACAGGUACAAGUGUGCUACAUGUGAAAAGGCCUUUCGGAUAGAAAGUGCAUUGGAAUUCCACAAUUGCAGAACAGAUGACAAGACAUUCCAGUGUGAGAUGUGUUUCAGGUUCUUUUCCACGAAUAGUAACCUCUCCAAACACAAGAAGAAGCACGGGGAUAAGAAAUUUGCAUGUGAAAUCUGCAAUAAGAUGUUCUACCGGAAGGACGUCAUGUUGGAUCAUCAAAGGAGACACUUGGAAGGGGUGAGGCGUGUGAAAAGAGAAGACUUUGAGCACAGCACGGAGAACAUGGUGCGCUACAAGAAGGAACCCUCGGGAUGCCCUGUGUGUGGGAAGGUAUUUUCAUGCAGGAGCAAUAUGAACAAACACCUCCUGACACACGGAGACAAGAAAUACACCUGUGAAAUCUGUGGACGUAAAUUUUUCAGAGUGGACGUUCUUAGAGAUCAUAUUCACGUCCAUUUUAAGGACAUUGCACUAAUGGAUGACCACCAGAGGGAAGAGUUCAUUGGUAAAAUCGGAAUCUCAUCAGAGGAAAACGAUGACAACUCUGAUGAAAGUGCAGAUUCUGAGCCUCACAAGUAUAGCUGCAAAAGGUGCCAGUUAACCUUUGGCAGAGGGAAGGAGUACCUAAAACACAUAAUGGAGGUUCACAAGGAGAAAGGCUAUGGCUGUAGCAUCUGUAAUCGACGAUUCGCCUUGAAGGCAACUUACCAUGCUCACAUGGUCAUUCACCGGGAGAAUCUGCCUGAUCCAAAUGUGCAGAAAUACAUCCACCCAUGUGAAAUUUGUGGAAGGAUUUUUAACAGCAUCGGGAAUUUGGAACGACAUAAGCUUAUACACACAGGUGUAAAAAGUCAUGCGUGUGAGCAGUGUGGAAAGUCAUUUGCCAGAAAGGACAUGUUAAAAGAGCACAUGAGAGUCCACGAUAACAUCAGAGAAUACCUGUGUGCGGAAUGUGGUAAAGGAAUGAAGACAAAACAUGCUCUGCGUCACCACAUGAAACUCCACAAAGGGAUUAAGGAAUAUGAAUGCAAGGAAUGCCAUCGUAAAUUCGCACAGAAGGUCAACAUGCUGAAGCACUACAAAAGGCACACAGGAAUCAAAGAUUUUAUGUGUGAGCUCUGUGGGAAGACAUUUAGCGAGAGAAACACAAUGGAGACCCAUAAACUGAUUCAUACAGUUGGGAAACAAUGGACGUGUUCAGUCUGUGAUAAAAAGUAUGUCACUGAUUACAUGCUUCAGAAGCACAUCCAGUUAACUCACGAUAAGGUAGAAGCUCAGAGUUGUCAGCUCUGUGGGACAAAGGUUUCUACCAGAGCUUCAAUGAGUCGACACAUGAGGCGCAAACAUCCAGAGGUUCUUUCAGUUAGAAUUGACGAUUUAGAGCAGCUCCCAGAAGCUACCACCAUUGAUGCCUCCUCUAUCGGGAUUGUUCAGCCUGAGUUAACCCUGGAACAGGGAGAGUUACCCGAAGGCAAGCAUAUGAAAGCUCCUAAACGUGGCCAUAAGCGAAAGCAGAAGCCGGGUGAAGAGGAGGAAGUGCAAGUGCCUGAGGACCCUGCCUUCAAUGAAUACACAGAGAAAGAACCUGAAUUCACAGGGAAUGUGGGAGAUGAAACCAAUUCAGCUGUACAGAGUAUUCAGCAGGUGGUGGUGACCCUUGGCGACCCAAACGUCACGGCCCCUUCUAGUUCUGUUGGGUUGACAAAUAUUACCGUCACCCCGAUUACCACGGCAGCUGGAACCCAAUUUACCAACCUCCAGCCAGUGGCUGUGGGCCACCUGACUGCUCCUGAACGCCAGUUACAGCUCGACAAUUCAAUCCUUACUGUGACAUUCGAUACGGUCAGUGGUUCUGCCAUGCUGCACAAUCGCCAAAACGAUAUUCAGAUACAGCCACAGCCAGAGGCAGCCAAUCCCCAGUCUGUGGCCCAUUUCAUAAACCUGACAACCCUGGUGAACUCCAUUGCUCCUCUAGGGAACCAGAUCGCAGAGCAGCAUCCGCUGACAUGGAGGGCAGUGCCUCAGCCCGAUGUCUUGCCGCCCCAGUCGCAGCAAGCACAACAGCAGUCCGGACAGCCGCAAGUUCAAACAGAGCAGCAACAGCAGAUGUACAGCUACUGAGUGAUACUUGGCAAGGCUGGAGAAGGACUGGACUAUGAGACAAUUUUUAAAAAAAGUGGGAAACGAUAAGUGAAUGGUUUGCUGGAUACCAAACGGAGAUGGGAAAAAUGUUUAUACAAUGAAAUGUAAACUAAAAUUGGCAUAGCACCCUGCAACACUGUGGUCUUGAAAUUCACACACUAUUUCUAAACGCAGCACCACCUAGAAGUCUCGUUCUAAAUUCAGCACCCCAGUGUGGUGGUGUGUUUUGUGCAGUGAUGGUUCUGGGUUUUGACCAGAGCAUCGCAAUAGACCUUACACAAAGAGGGGAAAUCACAAAUAGUACAUACGACUAACCCCUCAGCCAUACAAUUUAAUUGUUUUCCAGUCUGGAAGGAAUGUAUACACUGAGCUGGGGUUCACUGGUUGUCACCUUCUAGAGACUGAAAUGUAAAGAUAUAAUUGAACCCCCAAAAAAGGAUUGUCUUGCUUUUUCCAUUCUUAGAAGGUCUUGUAUUUCUGGUAAAGUAAGGGUGAGGGUUGGGGCUGGAAGUGGGGGAAAGUCUAUGGGGUAAAAGAAAAUGUACCCAAUUUCACAAAGUAUUUCCAUUGUGGUGAUGGAAAAAUCUUUUAUCAGUAAAACAUGUCAGUGCUACCUGAAGCAAAUAGCCAGUCUGAUGUUAAAACAACUUUACUAGAAGACCAUAAAAGUUGUUUGAAUCAAACCGGUUAUGAGCUGAAACCAUAAUGUGAUAAAAUUUUAUGUAAUUUUGUCAAAAUUGCUCUUUCAAUAUUGCUUUUAGCUAGGAGGCUUGAAGAGCAAUCAGUCCCCUUUGAUCAAGUUCAGGAUGUGAAUUUACCAAUUAGUCUUCUUUCAUCAUGUAAUAAACAUUUGAGAAAGUAA
Messenger RNA from Chrysemys picta bellii (western painted turtle), 4644 nucleotides. Lineage: Eukaryota; Metazoa; Chordata; Testudines; Emydidae. The record is from RefSeq and is a predicted model, not a curated record.